ACAACGAGAGGCGAUCGUUUGGAACAAGCGUCCUUAUUCUGACGCUGACACGUGUGCAUCAAUGAUCGGUUGAUGACACCACGUCGCUCGCGGUUCGCAGUCCUUCUUCUUGUUCCCGAGAUCGAUCCUCAGCUAUCCCCAAAGCUCUCUCUUUUUUCUCGGCGAGCGAUGAGAGGGAUCGUCUUCUCUGCGUCGUCUCUGUACCGAGCGAUCUCGCUCAGAACCCUAGCUCAUGGAUCGCCGGCGGUUCAGAGGAUUAGCGUUUGCUUCUACUGCGAUCAGCCGCAGCGAUCAACGCGGCGGCGUCCAGUGCGUCUCUUGAAGGCCCACUUACUCUCUACAGGGGUAUGGUUAAGCAAGGGAAACUUCAACAUGAUAUCCACCAAGAAAAAGUAGCUAUCGAAUUGGAACGACUACUCGAUAGACUGGAACAGUAUGAGAACAAGAUGGAGGAGUAUCAUGAAAAGCUUGCUAAUUGGGAAAGGAAUAGAGAGAUUGAGCAUCGCAAACUUCUGCUGGAGGAAGCUCAGAUUAAACAACAGGAUGGUGUAUGGACAAAAGAAAAUGACACUCGAAGAAGUAGGUUCUUUGACAAGUGGUUUUUAAGGGGAAGACGUGGAACUCCAGAACCUGGAGUCGGGAAAAUGGUCUCGUAUCUUAAUCGAGAGAAGAAGUUAGAUUCAUUACUUGGUCGACGUCCAGUUGCACCUACAGCUCCAAGAGGAAUAUAUUUGUAUGGAAAUGUUGGAAGUGGGAAAACAAUGCUUAUGGACAUGUUUUACUAUGCCACUGAAGGUAUUGUUAAACAUAGAAGGAGGUUUCACUUUCACGAGGCAAUGCUUCAGAUACAUGAACAUAUGCAUGAGAUUUGGAAGAAUCAGGUUGAGGAUAAAUCUUCACACCCAAGAAUAAGCAGCUGGGUUUCUAACCUCCCAUUUGAUACAAAAGUGAAAGAAUGGUUAAUUGGAGAAGAGAAAUAUAAAGAGGAGGUACGAAGGAAACAUAUCCUUCCUGCUGUAGCAGAUAAGUUUCUUGUUGACAGGAAAACUGAGAAGAGUGGGGCGAGCAUACUCUGUUUUGAUGAGAUACAGACUAUUGAUGUAUUUGCUAUUGUGGCCUUAUCUGGAAUUGUAAGCAGAUUAUUAAGUACUGGGACGGUCCUCGUGGCUACCAGUAAUAGAGCUCCCGAGGAUUUGAAUCAGGAUGGUAUGCAGAGAGAUAUUUUUCAAUCAUUUUUAGCCAAGUUGGAAGAAAAUUGUUGCAAAAUCCUUGUUGGGAAUGAGAUUGACUAUCGUCGCAUAAUAACAAAUGAUAGAACAAAUCAGGUUUACUACUUCUGGCCUCAUAAUUCUGAUGCUCGCAGAGACUUUGAGGCCAUGUGGAAUAAUGUCAUAAACCAAUCUGGAGGAACUAUUACUUCCACUGCUAUUCCUGUGAUGUUUGGGAGAGUUCUGGAUGUUCCUGAAAGCUGCAACGGUGUAGCAAGAUUUGACUUUGAAUAUCUCUGUGGACGCCCGGUUGGUGCAGCAGAUUAUAUUGCAAUAUCUAGGAAUUAUCACACAGUUUUCAUAUCAAAUAUUCCUGUUAUGAGCAUGAGGAUUCGAGACAAGGCAAGGAGGUUCAUCACUCUGGUUGAUGAGUUGUAUAAUCAUCAUUGUUGCCUUGUCUGUCUAGCUGCUUCUUCAAUUGAUGAUUUAUUUCAAGGAACUGACGAGGGAACACUUUUUGAUUUAGAGAGUUUUCAGUUUGAAACCGAGGCAGAAAGUGGCAAACUAAGACGGGAUGUUCUAGCCACAGGUAGUAGUGGCUCUGGACCCUCCCCUGCUGAGAUAGUAUCUUUAUUAUCUGGCCAAGAAGAAAUGUUUGCCUUCAAGCGAGCAGUAUCACGAUUGAUAGAAAUGCAGACUCCUCUACAUAUGGAAAGGGUACGACUCUUCCACCCUCUUUUUCGAAAGAACAACCAAUAACUAAAUCACCGCGCUGUCUGCCGACUCCAAUUGUCUUUGCAAACAGGAAUCCUUCACCUGUAACCCCCCAAGUUCAUUGCUGGCAAAUUUUUAUCCUAUGCAAAAAAGGAUUUUUAGAUAUUUUUAUCCUUCAUUAUGUAUGAUUUAUUGCUCGGGCUACAGUUAUUCUUGGAAAACGGAACAAUAUGAAGCUUCGGUAAGAGUGGAGACUGAAAUAAAGUUGUAUUCUUUUUAUUAAUAUAUACUGUAUAGGUUUGGGUGGAAUCUGGCCCCUUCCUAUGUUCUCAUUGAAAAAGAAAAGUGAAACAAUAUUUCUUCCUA
Molecule: messenger RNA, 2288 nt
Organism: Asparagus officinalis (garden asparagus)
Lineage: Eukaryota; Viridiplantae; Streptophyta; Magnoliopsida; Asparagales; Asparagaceae
Product: lactation elevated protein 1
Exons: 14
Coding region: 348-1967 (539 amino acids)
Cellular component (GO): mitochondrion; cytoplasm
Molecular function (GO): ATP binding; ATP hydrolysis activity
Source: RefSeq, a predicted model, not a curated record